AGGAUGGGCGAGGAGGAAAUAGCAUUGCAAGUGGCCCUAAAUGAAACAACAGAAAUCAAUACAUAUGACUUCUAUGCCACCGAGCAGCUGGCUGUACUUUGGGUCUUGUUUCUCCUCAUUGUUCUGGGAAACUCCUCCGUACUUCUGGCUCUGGCUUUCAACAAGAAUAGGAAGUCACGUAUGAACUACUUCAUCAUGCAGCUAGCAAUUGCAGAUUUAGCAGUUGGAUUGAUAAGCGUCUUAACAGACAUCGUCUGGAGGGUCACGAUAGCCUGGCACGCUGGAAACGUAGCCUGCAAAGUUAUAAGAUAUUUACAGGUAUUGGUUACAUAUGGAUCAACCUAUGUCCUAGUGGCCCUUAGCAUCGACAGAUAUGAUGCGAUAAAACAUCCGAUGAAAUUCUCAGGAAGUUGGAGAAGAGCCAAACUUCUAGUUGUUAUCGCAUGGGCCGUCAGUGCUAUAUUCUCUUUACCCAUCUUGGUUCUCUAUGAAGAAAAGCUUGUUCAAGGUCAGCUGCAAUGCUGGAUCGAGCUGCCAUACCAGUGGCAAUGGCAACUCUACAUGACUGUCGUCUCGGUAGCCCUAUUCUUCAUACCCGCAAUAAUAAUUACAGCCUGCUACACAGUCAUAGUGUCUACCAUCUGGAGGAAAGGGAGUACUAUCAUAGUCAUCAAGAGGUCAUACAAAGGUAUUUCCACUGACAAGGUGAGACUCGAACAUGAUCAUGAAUCUAGACGCGCAAGUUCCAGAGGCCUCAUACCCAAAGCCAAAGUCAAGACAGUCAAGAUGACCUUCGUCAUAGUUUUCGUAUUCAUUGUUUGCUGGUCUCCGUACAUAGUAUUCGACCUCCUUCAAGUGUAUGGCUACGUCCCAAAGACCCAGACUAACAUUGCAGUCGCUACCUUCAUCCAAAGCCUUGCACCUCUCAACUCUGCGGCUAAUCCCCUCAUCUACUGUCUCUUCUCGACGAGAGAUCCUCCUCAACAGGACAUGUCCCAGAUGGGAGAAGAUCUAGGGGCCGCCCUAGGAGGUAGUAUCUCAACUACAUUGAGCGACUCUUUAAGGCGUGGGAGAAGGACCUCCGACAGGCGAGGAACUUAG
Nezara viridula (southern green stink bug) is the source of this 1101-nucleotide messenger RNA. NCBI's taxonomy places the organism in Eukaryota, Metazoa, Arthropoda, Insecta, Hemiptera, Pentatomidae. The record is from the annotation of a GenBank genome assembly.